UCUAGGUCUCACGCGGCGACCUUGAUCUUGACCUCUGAGGGGUGGAACCAAAUUAUAAAAUGGAUCGCAGCCCUCCCUUCUGAUUCACUUAUCAAGAUGAUCGUCUCUGCACUACAGGCGGGAUUUCUGACGUUUCUUACCGUUACGGCAUUUAUGCGAACUUCGGCACAGUUGUGGAAUAACGGAGAAACAGGCGUGAUGGUCCGAACUCUCUACUUACCUUUGUACAAAGGCAGUCACUCUACACCUUUCCCCGCCUUUAAAAAGUCACGUCCACUUUCCUCGCUUAACUCCCAUUAUCAGCAAACUUCAGUUCCUGACGACAGCUACCAACAAAAUGUUAGAAUCUACGAGCGUGAUAAUCCACAACAGCAAGCAAUUGGAUUCAGUGCUGAAAAUGAAAUGCAAAAAAAUAGCAAUUUACUCCAUAGUCAAGCAUCUUCUGUCGUUAGCUCCCCUCAAAGCAAUUACCAGUAUUUGCCCAAUAAUGCAGGUCAGCAAACGGAGGGAAUUUCUGUGAGUGUGAAUGGUGAAUCUUCUCAACAAACUCAUCAACAGCUUUCAGCAAAUAGUGAAAUGAAUAUGAAAACUUUAGAUAUGCAUUACAGAAAUAGCUCACCUAUUCUGACACAGCGGAAUUUUAUGAACUUUAAUCAUCCUUUACAUCUUAGCCACUCUUCUUCAGUAUACGGAUCGGAAGACAAGCAGGUAAAUAUGUCUGAGCAGCAAGGAGCAACCAAUGUUCAAAAUCUGUACUCCUUCAAAGAUCAAAGAAUUCAGUCACUUCCUAAUAUUUCAGGUUACAAUCUAUCAAAUUAUCCCUCUAAAUUAGCACAGCAACCAUAUCUUGUGCAAAAAAUAUCACCACAACAUUAUGAUAGUCAAUAUAAUGCCCGAACCCAGCAAUCUGUCGGUCCAAUGUUAAUUUCACAACAACAAAGACAACAGGAACAAUUUAUCCAGCAAACAGUUCCACAAUUUAAUGAAAAUCGACAUAACAGCCAAGAACAACCACCAGUACAUCCAACCCAAAUAUCACAACCACAUAUCGUUCAGCAGGCAACUCCAGUUUAUGACAACAAACAUUAUGCUCAAGACCAGCAACCAGUUACUCCAGCACAAUUGUCCCAACAACAGCAUCUCAACCAACAAAUAGAGCAAGCUAGAGUUGGGAAUCGAUACAAUAUUCAAGAGCAGCAGCUUGCAAAUUCGUAUGAGCAACAUUUAAGUCAACCUCAACAAAAAACCAUUCAAUCAGUUUCCUCACCUGCCUUACAGCAAAACCAAUUAAAUUCACAGUCGCAAAUGCCAUAUCAGCAUCAGACGAAAUAUGAAGCUCGUAUACUACCCACACAACAGAAUUUUGGUGCAGGGGUCUGGAAUCAUAAUGCACAACAAAACAUGCAGUCAAACCAGCAAGCACUCUUAACGCAUCAUCAGACUAUUCCAAGUCAGCAAUCGGGGCAAAUCGCACGGAACCAUGCACAGCAGCAACAAAGAGGUUUAAUACAAAGUUAUUCUGCACAAAACUCGCCACAAACUCAACCAGCUGAACAGAACGCUAAAACGAACUUUGGACAAUCCUCAACAUAUUCCACUACUCAGAAACAAUCCGAUGUUUCGAUUCCUUCGUAUUCUGGUAAUGCACAAUCAGAUUACUCUAAUACAUUACCAAACCACGACAGCAUAUCGACACCUAUGUUAACUCAAACUGGUUUGAACGGUAUUCAAGCAAAUGGUGUGGACAAUAAGUACACUAGGCAAAUCUUGCAUCAUGGUCAAUUGCAGCUUCUUCAGAAGGACUACACUGGAGGCCAACAUUUCAAAAUCCAUUCAACUUUACCCUCGCAAGCUCUAGAUCAAACGGAUGAAAAGAAGCCUUCAACUACAUCUUACCCUGAUCCAGCGCAUGAAACCUUCUACCCUGAAAAUAAACAAGUGUACCUCGCACCGCCUCCCGAGUUUGGUGCAGCUGCCUCGUCGUUGCAAAACAUGCAACAAAGAACUUCAAAUUCUGUCAAACCCUCACAGUACAAUUCAAAUUUUUACAGAGAUGCUUAUAACCCUGGGCAACAAAAUGAACAGUUAAGCAUUCAGUCUUCAACGUCUGACAGUAAUUUUGCAUUUCAAGAUGUAGGUGUUAAACCCAUGUAUGGUUACAGUUAUGAAUGAAAACGUAAUGAUUAUUUUAAGAUAGGAAAAUGUUUUGGUCAAUUACUAACACUUUUUAACUACAGGAUUUUAACAUCGGCUGGCCGGUUUCGUCCUAUAUUUAUGAAAAUUUUCACGAAUAUAUGCAGAAUGUUUUAAAAGAAGUCAUAGCUUUUAAGAAAUUGAAACUAAGGAAGAGAUGAAUAAUUUUUGCUCACAGUUUAUUGUAAAAUAAUAACGCUUAAUUUUUCAACGUAAGUGUCAAGUUCAAUAUUCCUGCAUACUGUGAUUUUCUAGACGAAUAAAUUUGAAAUUUAUUUCCUGCUAGAUGUGAGAGAGCACAUUUUGCGUAAAUUUAGAAAUGAUGCCAAUAAUUUUAAUAUAGAUUUUUUGAAUGCAGAUUGGUAAUGGUCAUAAGUAUAUAAUUUUCCAAUAAAAAUUUUUAAGAAAAGCUUACAGAUUUGAAACCUUAAACCAAUUUAUCCAGCUUGCUGGUUUGUAUCAUGAAAAGCCACCAUUUCCAAACCAUGUGACUCAUAAUGACGUCCAAUGCUGAAACUUUGUUACAUAGUUAAGCAAUUAAAAUUAUAGCUAAGUAAUUCCCAAUAUAAAUUGUGUCACUCAAUGUAGCUUUUACAAGGUUUUGAAAAUUCUUUUCCAAAGUUUGUACUCCUUUUUAAAGUCAUCUGUCUUUCACAUUACUUUCCUUACCACAAAGCAUAAUUUUUUUACUUAAAAAUCACUUUCACGGUGAAUUUGAGGUAUAUUUUAUAACCAGCAAGCUGGAUAAAAUGCGAAAAUGUUAAUCAGGAAAAGAAUGUAUGUAAACGUUUGAAAAACUGGAAAAUAUUAUGUAUAUAAGUAUCAUCUAGUGCAACAAGUUACAUGUAUUAAUGUAAUUGUAGACAAGUAAUUUAAUAAACAUAAACAGAAGCAAA
This is a messenger RNA of Stegodyphus dumicola, 3089 nucleotides long. RefSeq lists its product as uncharacterized. The record is from RefSeq and is a predicted model, not a curated record. Lineage: Eukaryota; Metazoa; Arthropoda; Arachnida; Araneae; Eresidae.